AUGAGGCAGGCAGAGCCCACAAUUGAUUGCCUGGAAGAGGGAGGCCCAGGCUACAGCCUGCGGGAGACCCAGGCUACAGCCUGCUGGGCAUCUGUGACAGGAGGUGCUGGCAGUGGUGGAUGCUGCAGGGCAGGGCUGGUGCCACGGCAGCUCCUGAGAGGGGAUGGCACCUGCAGCUUGGCCCAGGUCCCAGGCUCUCUUCCAGGGCUCCCUGACCGGACUCCCCACUCAGUCCUCACUGCGGAGGAGCUGAAAUAUGCUGACACCCACAACAUUGGGGCCAUGAUUGCCCCUUUGCACUUCCUGGAGGGGAACCUGGGAAAGAGGCCCCAACCUGUGAAGAGUGAGCUAGAGGAGGAAGAGGAGCGGAGGAGAGGGCUCCUGGAAAAGAACAAAGUGGUCGCAGCCUAUUGCCGGAGCGGGAAGAAGGAGCGGAAGGAGUGUCCGCAGCGGGAAUCUGAGUGGCUGGAGCUCAUGAGUGCGGAGCUGAAAACCCAGAUGGCGGAGCUGAAGCAGGAGCGGCAGCAGCUCAUCUUGAUGCUCAACGGAUGCAUCGUCAGAACCUGCAUCGCCAGGACCAUUAAGACCCCCGACUCAGAAGGCAACCCACUGCUGGAGCAGCUGGAGAAGAAGUGACCAUGGGCUGGGAGGAGAAAGAGGAGAAGAAGGAGGAGGAGGAGGAGGAGGAGGAGGAGGAGGAGGAGGAGGAGGAGGAGGAGGAGGAGGAGGAGGAGGAGGAGGAGGAGGAUGCCAGAGGGCUCUUCCUUGCUGCAUGAAAAACUAUUCAGCGAGGUUCAGCACAGCCAGCAUCAGCCCGGCUUUUUUGUGCAACUUGGAACAGCCACACCAGGAAGCAACCCAGGCUGAUGAAACCCGGGACCAAGCACUGAGAUCAAAGUAGUCCUGAGGGGGCUUGUUCUUCCUGGGGUCAGACUUGCAGGAGGCAGGACAGAGGCUCUGGGCUAGAGAGAUGCCCAACCAGGCAGCUGUGGGCACUUCUCCGGCCUCUCUGUCAGGGCAUCCACCCAAAGGACCUUAGAGCAGCCAGGAAAAGCCAUGAGUUGCAAACAAAAUUAGGCUGAGUAUGGAACUCAGAGUGAAACCGCAAUCUGCCUGCCCCCAGCCCUGACCCUGACCCUGAUCCUGAUGCAAGGCUGGAGAAGGGCACAGUGUCAGGCCCUGCCGUACCCACCCACUGUGGUCCAGCUCAGUCCUGCCCAGAGUGCCGCCAGGGCGCACCCUCCCCGGCCCUGCUGGAGGUGCUGUGGGCACCAGGCACGGGUGUCCUUCCAAAGCACAUACUGAACGUUUACAGACUGGCUGUCCUGGCAGCGCUUUCAACUGCACAUGUUUUUUAUACUUUUUAAAAAAUAUAUUUUUUUCCAAAAAUAGAUUUUAUACAAGCAAUAUAUAAAUGGAUUUCUACAAUCACUUGAUGUUAUACAGUAUAAAUAUGCUAUGGUUUGUUUAUUAUGAACAGAUUUCAGCAAUUAUGGUCAUUGCAUGUAACUUCUCAGUACUGUAGUCUCUGGGUGUUGGGAAUAGCAGGGGAGGGAGUGCAGUGAUUUUGAUCCUGGUAAACCCUUCAUAAUACUCAGUCUGUAUUGCUCAGUAAACAUUACU
This is a messenger RNA of Pipistrellus kuhlii (Kuhl's pipistrelle), 1623 nucleotides long. RefSeq names its product jun dimerization protein 2-like. The record is from RefSeq and is a predicted model, not a curated record. The transcript has a single exon. Gene Ontology annotation, cellular component: nucleus. The coding region runs from base 1 to 636 and encodes 211 amino acids. Gene Ontology annotation, molecular function: DNA-binding transcription factor activity, RNA polymerase II-specific; RNA polymerase II cis-regulatory region sequence-specific DNA binding. NCBI's taxonomy places the organism in Eukaryota, Metazoa, Chordata, Mammalia, Chiroptera, Vespertilionidae. Gene Ontology annotation, biological process: regulation of transcription by RNA polymerase II.